AUGGCGAAUAAUCUGAGCUUCGCUCGUGGCGGCGCUAGCUCAUGGGCCGACGAUGACGACAUCGACAUCCAGCCACUACCUGUGGUCCCUAAAACUGCUCGGAUGGAGUUGCCUCAGCCCAUUGAAGAGGAAGAAAACCAGCACCAAGAGCAAAAUCUCAAUGUACCGCAACAAGGCCACGAACACCAUCACGAUGACCGCCACAACGGCUAUGAAGACCAACGAGGAGGCCACGAUGAACGUCGACGUGAGCCGCGUGAAGAGCGAUCCAAAAACGCAAUACCAGAGACUGGGCCGUGGAAGCUAUUUGUGGGCAAUUUAUCGUUCCGACUUUCGGAAGACGAUUUGGCAGAUUUUAUUGGUCCAGAUGGCAUCAAGGACAUUCGUUUCCCACGUGAUCACGACAAUCGUCUGAAAGGCUUUGCUUACGUGGAGUUUUAUGAAAAGGAAUAUCUUGUGCGGGCGCUCGACCUCGAUGACCUCAAGCUUGAUGGUCGCCAUGUUAAAAUGGAUGUGGCGCUGGACCGUGAACGCAAGCCGCGUGAGAAUAGUCGGCAUAAUAAGCGAAAUGAGCGGUUAAACCAUCGCCGGGAGAGAAACGAACCGCCUCCGGAUCGUCAGCGGCUAACGCUGCUGCCGCGAUCCACUUCGUCGGAGGAAAAAGGGGUAGAUGCUUACAAGCCUAGUAUUUUUGGCGAGGCUAAGCCUCGCGAUGAGACCGCUUACCUAGAGCGCAAGCAGGCUCUUGAUCGUGAACGGAAGGAAAAAGCGAAGGAAGCAAAAGAAGCCAAAGCGAAAGCCGAAGAAGAAAAUAAGAUAAAAAGUGAGGCAGUUAAUCAUAAAAACGGCCAUCAUGAUGGCGACAUUGGACGAGGACGUGGCAAUCGUCGCUCUUCUGACGGUGGUCGUGGUGAUCGACGCUCCUCCGACUGUGGGCGCGGACGUGGUCCUGGAAAGGAGAAUACGUCAGCAAGAAAGGUUGAGCCCCGUUCAAAGCGUACGAAACCUCCGACGAAGGUUUUUACUCCAGUAGUAGCAAAGAUGACCAAUGUGUUCGAACUUCUAAACGAUUCGGAUUCGGAUUAG
This is a messenger RNA of Plasmopara halstedii, 1086 nucleotides long. RefSeq names its product rna recognition motif domain containing protein. The transcript is spliced from 5 exons. The coding region runs from base 1 to 1086 and encodes 361 amino acids. Gene Ontology annotation, molecular function: RNA binding. The record is from RefSeq and is a predicted model, not a curated record. Lineage: Eukaryota; Oomycota; Peronosporomycetes; Peronosporales; Peronosporaceae.